Messenger RNA from Papaver somniferum (opium poppy), 1174 nucleotides. Its product is annotated as chlorophyll a-b binding protein CP24, chloroplastic-like. The coding region runs from base 125 to 892 and encodes 255 amino acids. The transcript is spliced from 2 exons. NCBI's taxonomy places the organism in Eukaryota, Viridiplantae, Streptophyta, Magnoliopsida, Ranunculales, Papaveraceae. The record is from RefSeq and is a predicted model, not a curated record. Gene Ontology annotation, biological process: response to light stimulus; photosynthesis, light harvesting in photosystem I. Gene Ontology annotation, cellular component: membrane.
GAUGUCUAUUAAGUGAUUAUCAUCACCAGAGUAUUCCCAACACACACAUUGUUUACAUCUCUCUCUAACUUACAACCAAUACACUACUAAAAACACUAUCUAACAGUUUCAAGAGAAGAGAGAAAUGGCAGUAGCUACAAAUUCUGCUGUAGUGUUGAAUGCUCCAUUCUUAUCUGGAGGCAAAAGAAGCCAAAGCUUGUUCUCAACAACAGCAACCACCGCUAAAACUGUUGUCAGUUCACGUAAACUCGUCAUCGUUGCUGCAGCUGGCGCAAAGAAAUCAUGGAUUCCUGCUGUUAAAGGUGGUGGUAACCUCGUCGACCCAGAAUGGCUAGACGGCUCAUUGCCCGGAGAUUUCGGUUUUGACCCAUUGGGUUUAGGCAAAGACCCAGCUUUCCUCAAGUGGUACCGAGAAGCAGAAUUGAUCCACGGCCGAUGGGCAAUGGCAGCAGUUCUUGGAAUCUUCGUUGGUCAAGCUUACAGUGGCAUUCCAUGGUUCGAGGCUGGUGCUGAUCCAGGUGCCAUUGCACCAUUCUCCUUCGGAUCUUUGUUGGGAACCCAGCUUCUGUUGAUGGGAUGGGUAGAAAGCAAGAGAUGGGUCGACUUCUUCAACCCUGAAUCACAAUCCGUAGAAUGGGCUACCCCAUGGUCACAAACUGCAGAGAACUUUGCUAACGCUACUGGUGAACAAGGUUACCCCGGUGGAAAAUUCUUUGACCCAUUGUCAUUUGCUGGUACCAUUCAGAAUGGUGUGUAUGUCCCAGAUACUGAGAAAUUGGAGAGACUAAAGUUGGCUGAGAUUAAACAUUCAAGGCUUGCCAUGGUUGCUAUGCUCAUAUUUUACUUUGAAGCUGGACAAGGCAAAACACCUCUUGGAUUUUUGGGAUUGUAAUUAAAACAUGUCUAAAUCUGAACUUGAAUCUUUAAAAUUGUUGUAUGUAAGUGAAGUAUCGUAGAGGUAUUAAUCGAUGGAGAUUACAGUACGAACGAUAUGCCUUAAAGUUUGGAGGUAUCUUUAGACUAAUUCCGUCUCCAAAAUUCAAAAUUCUUUCUCCUUGUAGCUUCUUGUUCAUUUCUCUGUGUCCUUGUAAAAGUUGUGGCAAGGAAGGAAAUAAUGAAUGAGAGAUUUGUAAGAUAUGUAUUCUAUUUAAGAGUCUGUUAAUUACUUUAGUUA